AUGCAGCACUGGUGCGCGUGCGCCGUGUGGGUCAACGUGUCGCGCACGUCGCCCAUGUACGCGCGCGUCGCCGACGUGCUGGCAGACUAUAUCGACAGCCUCACUCUACAACAACGGUCUAAGUGCGCAAGACGUAAACUUCAAUCCAUAGUAACCGUGUUGCAGCGUACCGUUAACAAUCACCUUUUAAAAUAUGGAAUUGACGCGUCAGUUCUUACAAAUCCUACAUUCGAACCACCAAGAGCACCCAUGGAAUACUAUCAAGCACAGAUUAUAUUGAGUCCUGCUCACGCUGUGUUCGAAGGUACACUAACAUAUAAUACGAGGGCGGAUGCCUUCACGAUGUCAACUAACUACAUUUCUAGAAUAAGCACGUAA
Molecule: messenger RNA, 378 nt
Organism: Helicoverpa zea (corn earworm)
Lineage: Eukaryota; Metazoa; Arthropoda; Insecta; Lepidoptera; Noctuidae
Exons: 3
Coding region: 1-378 (125 amino acids)
Source: RefSeq, a predicted model, not a curated record